AGCGCGGCGGUGUGUGAAUGUGUGUGAGGGAGAGAGCGAGUGAAGUGCUAGCGACAUGACCAGAGCUCCGAAACCGGGUCCAGUCGAACAUGGAGCUGCUUAGGACCACAGUUUCGGUGCUUUGGAUAUUACUGCUGAACCGGAUUAAGGAGUGCUACGCUGAGGAAGUGGUCUUACUGAAUUCUAAAGAAUCCCAGGCAGAGCUGGGCUGGACCUCCUUCCCUUCAAAUGGAUGGGAGGAGAUUAGCGGUGUGGACGAGAAAUACAAGCCCAUUCGCACCUACCAGGUGUGCAACGUGAUGGAGCCCAGUCAGAACAACUGGCUGCAGACGGGCUGGAUAUGGCGGCAGGGCGGUCAGCGCAUCUUCAUCGAACUGCAGUUCACGCUGAGGGACUGCAACAGCAUCCCCGGAGUGGCCGGCAGCUGUAAGGAGACCUUCAACCUGCUCUAUGCUGAGUCGGACUGGGACCUGGGCCGUGUGGCCCGCGAGGACCGCUACAGCAAGAUCGACACCAUCGCCGCCGACGAGAGCUUCACGCAGGGCGACCUGGGCGAGAGGAAGAUGAAGCUGAACACAGAGGUGCGCGAGAUCGGACACCUCAACCGCAAGGGCUUCCACCUGGCCUUCCAGGACGUGGGCGCGUGCGUGGCCAUCGUGUCCGUCCGCGUCUACUACAAGCGCUGCCUGUCCACCGUGCAGAACCUGGCCGUGUUCCCCGACACUGUGGCCGAGGCAGCGUUCGCCACCCUGGUGGAGGUCCGGGGGACGUGCGUGAAUAACUCUGAGGUGGACACGGACUCGCCUCCCAGGAUGCACUGCAGCGCAGAGGGCGAGUGGCUGGUGCCCAUCGGGAAGUGCAGCUGCAGCGCCGGAUACGAGGAGGGACACAGCAGCUGUGAAGCGUGUCCUAAGGGAACCUAUAAAAUGUCAUCGCGGCAACAGGAGUGUUUCCCGUGUCCGGCUCACAGCGUGUCCGAGGAGGAAGGGUCCGUGCUGUGUGUAUGCGAGGAAGACCACUUCAGAACGCCGCUGGACGCCCCCUCCGCCCCAUGCACACGACCCCCCUCUCCUCCUCGUGACCUGGUCUACACCCUCAAACAGUCCACUCUCAUCCUGGAAUGGGCCGCACCAAACGACUCAGGUGGACGAGGUGACCUGAGUUACAGCGUGGGCUGCCGGCGCUGCGUGGGCCCCCCGCGGGCCCCUCAGACCCAGUGCGAACCGUGUGGGGCAAGCGUGGGCUUCGUGCCCCAGCAGAGCGGACUGACCGAGCGCACGGUCACUGUGGUCAACCUGCUGCCCAACUCCAACUACUCCUUCAGCGUGGAGGCGCGGAACGGCGUCUCGGAGCUGCUACCCAACAAACACUUCUACGCCCAGGUCAACGUCUCCACCAGCGUUCCAGCGCCCUCUCAGGUGAGUGAGUUGCGAGCAGAGAAGAUCGAGCAGCGCAGUGUAACUCUGGCCUGGAGGGAGUCUGUGAACCCAAACAGCAGCCGGACAGAGUACGAGAUCAAAUACUACGAGAAGGAGCAGAAGGACCAGAGUUACUCCACAGUGAAGACUGCAGCCACCAAAAUCAGCGUCAACAACCUGAAACCGGGCACAACCUACGUCUUCCUGAUCCGGACAUGUUCAAGCCCUGCCCCCUCCUCUCUCUCUUCCUCCCUGCUCUCCUCCUCCUCCUCCUCCUCCUCCUCUUCUUUGGCCUCAACGUCCUCUUCAUCUGUGGGAGCCGUGGCCCCUUCGCCCUCUCCGCUGGACUAUGGGGCCUACAGCGCUCCGCUGGAGCUGCAGACCCUCGGGGAGCUGGCCCUGGCCUCCAGUGAGCAGAGUCCGGUGGUGAUCAUCGUGGUGGUGUCUGUAGCGGCUCUGAUCAUGCUGCUGUCUCUGGGAGUGGGGCUGCUGAUCUGGAGGAGGCAGUGCGGCUACAGCAAAGCCAACCAGGAGGGGGACGAGGAGCUCUACUUCCAGUUCAAGAUCCCGACCAGAAGGACCUACAUUGACCCCGAGACGUGUGAAGAUCUGCUGCAAGCCGUUCACGCCUUCGCAAAGGAGCUCGACAACUCCAGCGUCAAGAUCGAGAGGAUCGUUCACACCGGUGAAUUUGGGGAGGUGUGCCGUGGCUGCCUGAAGCUGCCCAGUAAGCGAGAGCUGCCAGUGGCCAUCAAGACGCUUCGGGCCGGCUGCUCGGACAAACAGCGCCGAUCCUUCCUGUGUGAGGCUGGAAUCCUAGGCCAGUUUGACCACUCCAACAUCGUCCGACUGGAGGGAGUCAUCACCAGAGGUAGCACCAUGAUGAUCGUGGUGGAGUGUUUGACCAACGGCGCCCUGGAUUCCUUCCUGCGGAAACACGAGGGUCAGCUGAGCGUGCUGCAGCUGGUGGACCUGCUGAGCGGAGUGGCCUCUGGGAUGAAGUACCUGACGGAGAUGGGCUUCGUCCAUCGGCGCCUGGCUGCCCACAAAGUGCUGGUCAACAGCAGCCUGGUCUGCAAAGUGUCCGGCUUCAGACCUCUGCAGGAGGACAAGAUAGAGGCCAUUUACACCACACUGCACGGUGGGAAGAGUGUGGUGUUGUGGACGGCUCCGGAGGCGAUUCAGUAUCACCGCUACAGCUCGGCCUCAGACGUGUGGAGCUUCGGCAUCGUCAUGUGGGAGGUGAUGUCGUUCGGGGAGCGACCUUACUGGGAUAUGGGCAACCAAGACGUCAUAAAGGCCAUAGAAGAUGGUUUCCGGUUGCCAGCCCCUCUGAACUGCCCACCGUCUCUGCACCAGCUGAUGUUGGACUGCUGGCAGAAGGAGAGGACUGAGAGACCCAGCUUCGCCCAGAUCCACAGCGCCCUCAGCAAGACCAUCCGCAGCCCCGACAACAUCGGCUCCUCCACACUCGCGCGCAGGACCCUGGCCUCCUCCUCCAUCUCUCUCGCUGAGAGGACUCUGCCCUCUUUCCCCUCGUUCAGCUCAGUAGGCGAGUGGCUGGAGGCUGUGGACAUGGGCCGCUAUAAGGACAACUUCACUGCCGCCGGCUACUGCUACUUGGAGUCCGUCGCCCGCAUGACAGUCCAGGACGUGUUAAGUCUGGGCAUCACUUCUCUGGAGCAUCAGAAGCAGAUGCUGUCGGCCAUUCAGACUCUCAGAGCACAAGUCAUCCAGAUGCACGGCCGCGGAGUUCAGGUCUAACACUGUCCAAACGCACUGGAGCGCUUUCAGGGUGUGGGGAGACAAAUGGACCUCUGUUCCCAUAGUGACCCAGUAGGACAUCAACCAAUAAGGAGGCAGGGUGAGGGGGCUGGAUCAUGUGACCAACCACGAUUAGCACUGUUCUUCCUUUUUUUCCCUCUUUCUGUUCUUUGCUGUUUUCCUUAAACUUGGGUGAACACUGACCAUUCCUGGGAGGCUCCAGCCGCGUGAACAAGGCCGCCUUUUUGUUGGACACCUCGGACGUCCACAUCUCGUGUGUCGUUCUUUCCUGUUUUCCUGAAAUGUGGGUGAUCACUGUCUGCUCCUGGGAACCCCCCAAUAAUGAAGUAAUGCUACAAGCACUGACCUAUGACCUCGGCACAGUGGUCUAGCCUUUCAGUCCAACUCCAACAGCAAGCCUUUGUGACUAACUGACCUGAGAACAGCUAAAGGAUGCUCCAAACGGCCCUGCCCACCAAGCUUGGUGAACUAGCUGGACGUUCUACCAGCCACUGGCCUUUCUCUGAAGUGGACUGAGGAGCAUGUUGCCAAGUCAUACAAGCAGGAAAGGACAUCUAAACCUUCAGGAAUAAAAAACUAUAAUCUUCUGAUCUGAUAGAUCAAAAAAAAAAAGACUGUAAAUCUUCUUAUUUAUCUCCCUCCCCUCCAUCUGUGUCCGUCACU
Molecule: messenger RNA, 3866 nt
Organism: Colossoma macropomum (tambaqui)
Lineage: Eukaryota; Metazoa; Chordata; Actinopteri; Characiformes; Serrasalmidae
Product: ephrin type-A receptor 7-like
Exons: 17
Coding region: 90-3182 (1030 amino acids)
Biological process (GO): axon guidance; cell surface receptor protein tyrosine kinase signaling pathway; protein phosphorylation
Cellular component (GO): plasma membrane; neuron projection
Molecular function (GO): ATP binding; transmembrane-ephrin receptor activity; protein binding
Source: RefSeq, a predicted model, not a curated record